GAAACCACGGAAGGAAAAUAAACCCAGCUGGAGAGGAGAGAGUGUGAAAACUCCGGAACCGCCACAAAGUGCACAGAAUAUCAGAGCCUGGAGACUGGAGCUCCACCGUGAUGAGCCAGUUGCAAACCCAGCACAUUAGAUCAACAUUCUAUACAAACUGAAAGGUGGAGGUAUUAAGAUGGAGGUAGUUUCAUCCAGUACAGCAGGCAGUCUUACAGAUGCAGAGAAGGAAGGGAAUGAAGAUCAGCACAAAGCCUUGCUGUGGUCAAUCCAGGAAGCUGCAGAGAAGCACACAGUGCAGAUUGGGGUUUCAGCUUGUGGUGCUACGGCAGUGGUGGAUGUGCUCCAGGCUCUGGGGAUCAUGGUGACACCAGAAACAGCUGACCGCAGUGUACGGACCAAGCUGAGGAGGAAUAAUUCCCCACUGCCUGAUUACCUUCAUUCUCGCAGUGAAGCUGGUGCAACACACAAGCAGCUGAUUGAUGGAGCAUGGGAAGCUAGUGGUGGACGAGUGAUGGGCAGAUUCUUUGGUUUCUUCCCACAGAGGAAGGUAAAUCUGGUGCCUUGGCUGGCACACUGGAUUCGACAUAAAGCUGUACCUGUGGCCACCAUGAACAUGCAGCGUGGAGUGGCAGAAGGUGAAGAGAUCCCUGACGCCUGGCAUCACCAGCUGAUCUUUGGAGUGGCACCCAAAGCUGUUUUCAUGACUAAUCCACUGGAUGUGGUAAGUGAAGAGGAGUUACAUGUGCGUCUGUGCAGUGAGUCUGUGCUGCUGAUACAUCGUGAAGAUGUCUUAAAGAGAAUAACGCCAGACUCUCCUCUUCUACUCAUCUCAGACCAUCAGAAUGAUCCCCGCUGGAAAUCUCUUAAUGUGGAAGGUCAAGUUCGAAAAAUGAUUGAAGAAGAAGAUUGUGAGGAAGAUCUUCCUAAAACGACGCACAUAACAAUCCCAGCAGCGUACAGCUCAGGAAUUACACUUUUUGCCCUAAAGGAUUCACCUAUUGGUCAGGAGCUCCUCAGUGCCCCCGAACUGCCUCUGCUGUGAUCGCCGGACCUCUUGUGCUGUGUUUGGUCGAAUUUUUAACCAACUGUCAUUACGAUAUGGUGUCAGAAACUGUAAAUUUCAUUUUUAACUGAAAAUGACAAACAAUGGCUGUCAGUAUUUCAGACUUUUCAUGAUGGCUCAAAAUAGAAGGUUAUGUAUGUAACCGUAACUCUACAUCUGAAUGGAGGAUCACCUGGACAAAUCAGGAAACAUCCCGUUCCCUAAUUGGAAAACAGAGAAUCAGUCCAGGAAGUAGUUGGAAUUUGCAAGCGUUGUUGUUGUGUAGGUUCAGCUUGCAUGUGGAUCUGUACUGUAACAUUAAGCUGUCAGUAAUAUAUCAUGUCUCUCAGCUUUUUAUUUGUCAUUGAAAGAGACGAGUGGAAAUGCGGUUGAUUAAAAUGUAGUGAUUUUC
Messenger RNA from Hemibagrus wyckioides, 1457 nucleotides. RefSeq lists its product as uncharacterized. The record is from RefSeq and is a predicted model, not a curated record. The coding region runs from base 179 to 1045 and encodes 288 amino acids. NCBI's taxonomy places the organism in Eukaryota, Metazoa, Chordata, Actinopteri, Siluriformes, Bagridae. The transcript is spliced from 6 exons.